Messenger RNA from Haplochromis burtoni (Burton's mouthbrooder), 1879 nucleotides. RefSeq lists its product as uncharacterized. NCBI's taxonomy places the organism in Eukaryota, Metazoa, Chordata, Actinopteri, Cichliformes, Cichlidae. The record is from RefSeq and is a predicted model, not a curated record.
GAUUUGCCCCAGCUGUGUUUCCCUCCUGUUGUCCAUUCCCUGAUUGCUCCCUCUAUGUAUUUAAGCCCUGUGUUUCAGUUUGUCAUGGUUGUGAUCUCCCCCUGUGUUGUAAAUGGUUUGUUGUAUAUAGAUGGAAAUAGUUGUUGAUACUUUUUCCUUACUCGGUAGCUGUAGGGGUGAGAAGCCAUUUUUCUUUGGGAACCUUUUCUCCAGUUUUUGGUUAGGGAGGCAGGCCAGCCCACACCAGGUGCUCUCUGUAUUGCUCACUCCCAAGACCUGACUCCAGGACGUGCUGGAGAAAUGACAUCUCUGAGCUGGCCUAGGAAUGCCUCAGUGGAAAGAAAAAGAUGCUGAAAUGAGCCACUUUUGAGCUGAAGAGAAAGAAGAUGAAGCUCCAUGUGACUUCAUCACUUCUGGAUGUUGUACAGCACCGGGUCUAUAUGAUGCACUGAUUUCAUCAUCCACUCCACAAGGCUGCCGAUCCAAAGCGCCUGACAGCAGCUCAGUGUGCCUUUGUCCUGACUCACCCCGAGUCAGACACAGCAGAUGGCCUCCCCACCACGGGCCUGGGGUUCUUGCUGGGGUUUCUUCCUUCCCAUUGCUGCCAAAGAGCCUGCUCAUAGUGGGGGAACCUGAUUGUUGAAGGUUUUCUCUGCAUCAUUGUAGGGUUUUUACCUUACAAUAAAAUGAGCCUUUAGGCAACUGUUGAGUUCAGGCUGUAUAAAAAACACAAUUAAACUGAGCUGACCUUUGACCUCCCAGUAAACCUCUCAGGUCCACACGGCACUUGUUUAAACUGCUCAGCACUCUCACACAGCCUCCUGUCAUGUAGCUUCUCCCCAACACAUUUCACAACUUGGCUCACUUUGAUUUUUCCCACGUAAAUUAAUGAUAAUAAAAUAUUAUGAACAAUAUAAUAAUGUUAUGGACACUGGAGUGUUCUGUGGCUACAGCACCACCAAACAAAAAGUGAUGAUCAGAAUAUGUUUGUUAAUAUUAGCACCUUGUGUUACGUCUUAUUGCCAGCUUCAGUUACACGGGGCAGAAAUCUAUUUAGGCUAGCGCCAUUUACAAUGCUGGUGUAUGCCGUUUGGGCGGACCCUGACAUCACAUCAGUUCAUGCGCAUGUGGCAAGCCUUUCUCUCAGUUUCUAAACCUAACGGAGCUUCGCGAUAACGCAGAAGAUUGAUAACGGAAACACUUCACUGUCAGAUGGUCAGGAUGAGCCUUUCAUCAGUGUUUGUGUUCUUUCUUCCUUUUAUCUGUGAGGGGUUGGGAGCACUGAUCCAAACCACUGUGGGGGCAGAUGUGGAGUUUCCGCUCUCAGAGGAGUGCAGGAAGGGAGAGGGCACACUGUAUCAGCGGCUGGAUGAUGCCAGCACUCAGCUCAUCGCAUCUCUAAAUGGUUACUGGAAGCCAGGGCGAGAUUACACUGACCGUGUGGUCGUAGGACGCGAUUCGUUAAACUUAACAAAUGCUAACUUCAAUGACAACGGACAUUAUGAGUUUACCUGCAACAGGAAACACUUGGAAGCUUACAAGCUGGAGGUAUUUGUGCCCUCUGAAGUUGCUGUAUCCCAGGGUGGGGAUGCCAUCCUCCCGUGUCGCUCCGUCACAGCGGGCCAGUCGGUGAAGUCUGUGCGCUGGAGGAGAAACGGGGAAGUACUGCUGGAGCUGAAUGGUCGGACAGGGGAAAUCACAUACGGGGAUGACUUUAACAGAAGCCGGGUAUCGAUACCAUCUGACUGGGACCGACGGGCAGACCUGUCCCUCACCAUAAAGGGAGCUCAGCAACAAGACGGAGGAGUUUAUUACUGCGACAUAGAGAAGGCCGAGAGACACCGCUCUGCUGUCCGCCUGCGAGUGCGCAAACCACCGG